This is a messenger RNA of Tympanuchus pallidicinctus (lesser prairie-chicken), 9011 nucleotides long. RefSeq names its product solute carrier family 6 member 2 (gene SLC6A2). Gene Ontology annotation, cellular component: plasma membrane; neuron projection; neuronal cell body membrane. Gene Ontology annotation, biological process: dopamine uptake involved in synaptic transmission; sodium ion transmembrane transport. The transcript has 14 exons. Gene Ontology annotation, molecular function: neurotransmitter:sodium symporter activity; norepinephrine:sodium symporter activity; dopamine:sodium symporter activity. The record is from RefSeq and is a predicted model, not a curated record. The coding region runs from base 300 to 2186 and encodes 628 amino acids. NCBI's taxonomy places the organism in Eukaryota, Metazoa, Chordata, Aves, Galliformes, Phasianidae.
CGGGGCGGGCUGCGCUCGGUGCCCGACGGGCCGGGCAAGGCAGGGCGGCCCCAGGUGCGCCGGCUGCCGGCCGCUCCCCCGCGGAGGAAGGGCGCGGGAAGCCCCGCUCCCUGGGGGCACCCCGGUCCCCCCUUCUCCCGCCUCAUUUGCAUGGCUCUUAUUACGGCCGUGCCUCGCUCCUGCAGCGCUGACACCGGCGGGCUGGAGAGCGGAGCCGCCUGCAGCGGGCAGCGCGCUUCCCUCCUUCCCUUCCCCGCCCCGCCUCGCCCGCUCCCCCGCCUCAAGCUCGCUCUCUCUGGAUGUUUAAGGCGAGGAUGAACAAACAGAUCCAGCCCGACCGCAAAGUGUCGGUGGUGGCCCCUUUGCCGGAGCGCCCGGGGCCGCCUCCCCCGCGGAAGGACGUGGAGCUGAUCCUGGUGAAGGAGCACAACGGCGUGCAAUACACCAGCAGCAACCUCCUGCCCGCCGCCCCCGCGCCCCGCUACGGCCCCCAGGACAGGGAGACGUGGGGCAAGAAGAUCGACUUCCUUCUCUCCGUCAUCGGCUUCGCCGUGGACCUGGCCAACGUCUGGAGGUUCCCCUACCUCUGCUACAAAAAUGGAGGGGGUGCUUUUCUUAUUCCCUACAUCCUCUUCCUAAUCAUUGCUGGAAUGCCCCUGUUCUAUAUGGAAUUAGCACUGGGACAGUACAACCGAGAAGGAGCUGCCACUGUGUGGAAGAUCUGCCCAGUGUUCAAAGGUGUAGGCUACGCAGUGAUACUCAUAGCUCUUUACGUGGGUUUCUACUACAACGUUAUCAUAGCUUGGUCUCUAUAUUAUCUAUUUUCAUCAUUCACAUUUGAGCUCCCCUGGACGAACUGCGACAACAGCUGGAAUAGCCCAAACUGUACAGAUCCCAAACUCUUCAACGCGUCAGUGCUUGGCAAUGGCACCAAAUACUCCAAGUAUAAGCUCACUCCUGCUGCUGAAUUUUAUGAGCGAGGAGUUCUGCACCUGCAUGAAAGCCGUGGAAUCCAUGACCUUGGCUUGCCUCGCUGGCAACUUUCCCUCUGCCUCUUGGUGGUGGUAAUCAUUCUUUUCUUUAGUCUGUGGAAAGGAGUGAAGACUUCAGGAAAGGUUGUAUGGAUAACAGCCACUCUGCCUUACGUUGUAUUAUUUGUCUUGUUAAUACAUGGAAUAACCCUGCCUGGCGCAUACAAUGGAAUAAAUGCAUAUCUGCAUAUAGAUUUCAGAAGAUUGAAAGAAGCCACAGUAUGGAUUGAUGCAGCUACUCAGAUAUUUUACUCCUUAGGAGCUGGGUUUGGUGUUUUAAUUGCAUUUGCCAGUUACAAUAAGUUUGACAACAACUGUUACAGGGAUGCUUUGCUGACUAGUACCAUUAACUGUGUCACAAGCUUCAUCUCAGGAUUUGCAAUUUUCUCCAUACUGGGCUAUAUGGCUCAUGAGCACAAAGUUAAAAUUGAGGAUGUAGCCACUGAAGGAGCUGGUUUAGUUUUCAUCCUCUAUCCAGAGGCAAUUUCAACUCUCUCGGGAUCUACAUUUUGGGCUGUGGUAUUCUUCAUCAUGCUCCUUACUCUUGGCAUUGAUAGUUCUAUGGGUGGAAUGGAGGCUGUCAUCACUGGCCUGGCAGAUGAUUUCCAUAUUCUGAAGCAGCACAGAAAGCUCUUCACCUUUGGUGUUUCAUUUGGCACUUUCCUUCUUGCCCUUUUUUGCAUCACCAAUGGUGGAAUUUAUGUGCUCACGCUUCUGGACACAUUUGCAGCUGGGACUUCAAUAUUGUUUGCUGUUUUAAUGGAGGCGAUUGGAGUUUCCUGGUUUUAUGGUGUAGACAGAUUCAGUGAAGAUAUCCAACAAAUGAUGGGCUUCAAGCCAGGCCUCUACUGGAGACUGUGCUGGAAGUUUGUUAGCCCUGCUUUUCUGUUGUUUGUUGUAAUAGUCAGCAUAAUAAACUUCAAACCUCUGACCUAUGACGACUACACCUUCCCUCUCUGGGCAAAUCGCAUUGGCUGGGGAAUAGCAUUAUCUUCAAUGAUACUUGUGCCUGCCUAUAUUAUCUAUAAAUUUGUGAAUGUGCGUGGGACCUUUAAAGAAAGACUAGCUUACUGCAUCACACCUGAAAAUGAACAUCAGCUCGUGGCCCAAGGAAACAUCAGGCAGUUUAAGCUUCAACACUGGCUAACAAUAUGACAACCAACAGGUUGAGGGAAAAAAUAAAAUCAAUGUUAAAGCUAAACUGGGAAUACAGAAAAGUCAAGUUCAAAGCUCCCUCAAUGAUGCUUGGACCAGGCUGGCUCAGAGCUUACCUACUGACUCUUUGAGGGAAGACGUCUGCUCUCUGUUCUCAAUGCCUCCCUUCUAUUACUUGGCUUCAAAUGAUCUUUAAAGACUCUGUUUAUUUUUUCUUGUAUCUUUUGGUGCCAUGAGAUCCCUACGUGACCAAAACUUGUGAGUUUUGCUAUUAGCAGAAGUGGAGGAGGGGGGAGUAGAGAAAAAAAAAAAGCAAUCACAGUACAUUAAAUGCUCCUUUAUCAUGAAGAAGCAAAUUCAACUUUUCUGACAGUAAUAAUUACUGCAGAUAUGAUCUGAUUUAAACCAAGAACUGAAUGUUCUUAGAUCUAAGAAAGGGUACAUCUCAAUUGUGAGGAAAGAGCAACUUUACCUAUGUAUUAAUGUCAUUAGCUUUCUUGCCAUGCUAUCCUUUGGGAUAUGAGUUUGCAUCCUUCUGAAAUGAAGACUCAGUACUUCAUUUUCAGUGGUUUGUUAUUAAUUUCUUCUCUUGGUGAAGAAGGUUGUCUUUACUGUACAUGUCUGUGCCAUUUUCUGUCCAUUUAAUCCUACAGGCUGAGAAGUAGCAGGAACAGAACAGAACCCUUGUAGGAGCUACUAAGUACAGAAUCCAGUUUAAUAUCACACUGUACUUAGUGAAAAUAUAUUAUGACAACAAUUAAAAUGGCUUUAUCAUACGAUCCAUACUUUACUGACUUUUUCAGUUAAUUGUAAAACAUUUCAUACAAAUAGUCAUACAUUCAACUUUUUGUUUUACUUUGUGUCAAAUAGAGUAGCAUAUAUAAAAUACAUAGAAAGAGAUAAUGAUUUUUAGAAUUAUUUAAAUCUACCCAGAAGCACCAAAAUACCAAACUUUAGUUUUAUUCUUCUAUUGUAAGCAAAGUGUUAUUAUUAUUAUACUCUUACUGGAUUCACCUACCAAAACAUAACAAGAUUGUACUGAACAGCUUAGAAGGAUAAGUCUAUUCCUGCUCUUCUCUGGUAGCAUUAUGCAAGCUAAAAGAUACAGAAUAAACUCUGCAUUUGGGUGCUGUCCUCAUUCUGUGGCACAUACCACUGUAGCAUGUUCCCAGUGAUCAGUAGAUGUGGUUGCUCAGUUACUUCCUGCAGUUAUUUAUUACUCGAUAAGCUUUUUCAGAAGCUGUAGCUUCUCAACUGAAUCCAGCCUGGAGUUUACCUCUGGACUUUACCUCUCGUAUUUUUUUCUUUUUGUUUUGUUUUGCCUCUGUAUAUUCAGUUCAGCUUCUUUUCUUUAAAUGUAUGUAGUGCUUCUUUUUAAAGAGAUUGCUUUAAAGGAUGGAGCUUUUUUUUUUUAUUAUUUAUAAACCAAUUGUUGGGGGUUUCUGUGUUUUUUUUUUCCUCCCCUAUUCUUAAAAUAGUCCAAUUUAAAAGCCCCAAGCGAUUUUAGCCUUUUUUAUUUAGCUUCGAUUUCUCUUCAAAAUAACAGUAAGAAAACUUCUCUCCUUAUUCAUCCUUUUCCUCCAACAGAAUCGAUACUUUGGAAAGGAUCGAGCACGAUCUCUUCUUCUUAAAGAGACUGUGUGACAAAGCAGAGGUUUUAUUUAAAUAUGGCUUUGAAUCCAAAGGAAAUUGUCUACUACUUAUAAAGGCAGACAUUUUCUGGCCCAGCUGAUGGCCAAUAGUGGCUUAAACCAUGUUAUUAAAUAUAUUUCAAUAAUAAAGGAGUUUCAAAAGGUUGCUGUUCUAGUUCUGUAAUUAUCUGAAAGUCCAUACAAUGAAAGUGUCGAUUGCUCCAAAGAACAGGGGAAAAGGAAAAAAAAAAAAAAAAUACAACCCACCAUUCCACCAGCUUUAUAGGUAAUCCCUUUUUUAUUGUUUGCGAAACUUUAAUUGUUAUAAAGCUUACUUUUCAAUACAGCUGCUUCAGUUAUUGGAUCUGCGAGGUUCAGAAAUCUAACAAAGUUACCAAGUUCCAAAACUCUUGGAAGGCUCUUUGAUGUGGAGCUUUAACAGCUACUCACAUCAUUUAUGGUUUUGCUCAUAUCUGUAAAUGCUAACAACCUGUACCAAUGCUCACUUGUAAGACACCCCACUAGCACUCACACAGAAAAUGUUGUUUCAUGACCAGUUGGCUCUGAAAUAGGUCAAAUUUAUUUAACGGAGAGUGAAAUAAGCUGCAUCCAGCAUUUCAGGGUUUGACUGCAUUUUAAAUACCAACUUCCAAGGUAGCGAUCCACUUCAUUAUUUUUAUUGCUGUUAUUGCUUAACUUCUUAAGUUUACUAUAAUACUUAGAGCACUUAGAGGACUCCACUGCACCGUUGCCACCUCAUUCUGAACUUGGACAGACAAAGCUUAUCAUCUAAACAGAAAACAGGGAAAUCACAGAGAGAAAGAAAUCUAUCACCAGGAAUAGCGCUAAUGAAAAAGAUAGUUCAUGAUGCAUUGCACAGCUCGGCUUUAAGUUCAAGAUUUUGUCCAGAGAAAGUCUCUCCAAAAUGACAGCUUCUGUCCUAGAGAUGGAGAGCAACGUUCUUGAUUCCCAUAGAAUAAGAUGCUCAACUACCUCAUGCCUCCUUGAUGAUAAAUGAUGCUGUUAGAAACAAACUAAUAUCCUUUCAAGUAACAAAAAAGCUUUAAGAAGACUGGGUAUAUAAAAGCAGGCAAAACUCUGGUACUCAGCUUCUUUCAGACUCCAGCUUUGAGCUCCCUAAUACAUUUUCAAUACUGAAAAUAUCAAAUGCCACUAAGAUACUCAUUUUCAUUUAGUUCAGCCACUGUCAGUAAGAUCCCCCAGUCAGGUUCUUAUUAACCAGGUAAUUACCUGCAAGUCUUCCUCCAAGGAAGUCUUGGAUUUUCAGCCAAGCAGUAGCUCAUCAUUUCCCCAUCUACUGUGGGAGCAGAUACACUCUGGGGACUGGUUCUCCCCAAACAUCUCCCUUCAAUGAUAAGUUACGCUGAUGAAGUAAACAGCCCAAUUCCAAAAAAUAAAGUUUUGAUUGCAAGCACAUUCAAGAUGCAAUGUCAUCAACAGUUGGCUGUUUUGGUAGCGAGGCCACGGAGAAAAUUGGGUGAAGCAUAUGAAUAGAUAGCUAAACAGUUCUAGAAAAACACAGUCUUGAAAGCUUUGUUUUAAUCCAAUAAAGGCAGCAGCUGUCAUACAUCAGCAUCUCAUUUCUGACCAACCUUCCUUUCUUCCCUGUCACUGAAAAAGACCUGCCUGAAAUCCUCGCUGCUUUACCAAGUCUUGAAGUUAACUAAUGCCAAAGAAAGAUCCUCUAUUUUACCUUGUACUUCUGCUGUCAUCCAGCAGGAUAAUCUUUCCUACAGUUGUUACUUUUCUGUAGUUAAACUACUAAAACUCCAGGGUUUUAGAAUCUAGUAGAAAGAUGGUGGGCCCUUCAUGGGCAACAGCCCAUAAAGCAAUAGUUGUAUUUUGUGUUUGGUCUCUGAACCAAAGCUUUUUUAGUCAGUCUUUCUUGUGCUCUCAUGUGCUGAUGCAUACACCCUGGCAACACUUGAAAGAUAUCUUACCAUAGUGAGGGGUUUUGCAGGAAAUCCAGGAUCAAACAUAAUAUUUUAAAUAUAGAAUAUAGGAGGAGAAAUUCUUGGCUGUUACUAUCGUACAUGUUCCCUAACUGCACGUGCAAUGUAUGUUGUAUGUAAUUUCCCCAGAGGAAGUUCCCUAUAAUUGGCCAUUUCUUCCUAGUAAAAUAACUUUUAAGCGCUAUUAUUAAAUAAGUCAAGCUCAAACAUCUUGUGUAUAUACACACUCCCCUGGUCUAUUGUUUUGACAUGAAUUAAGUUUACUUUGGACUGUUAGGUUGUAGGAGGAGGGCACGUAGAAAGUCAUUUUUCUUUUAAUGCCUAUUUUACAGUUCUUAUGAUUAAUACAGUUGUCAUUAAGAUACUUUCUUUUUUGGAGCUGGUAGCUUUUCUUCUUGUCCUGGACUGAUUCUGCUAAGUUUCAUGAGGCAUUGGCAAACAAUCUCUUUCCUAACAUCCAAAUUUAAACCAUAAAUCGGGGACUUCAGAAGAGAUGAGGCUUACAAAUGUCUUAUUUAUUUUGUCCAGUUAAAAUAUUUUAAAUGGGCCUGAGGUUCCCAGACAUAAACAGCUGUCACAGCUCCAAUGACAGCAUAUAAGUCUACCUGAAGGAAUUAUGUCUGCAUUUUGAGCCCCUCAGUAAAAUAUAUAUUUUCUAAUACGUUUUACUUUCUCAUGGGCUAAGGAUAUUCAGUGUCCACAGGUUAGCUGAUGUGCCAGAACUUGAUCUCCCUGUAUUAAACCAUGAUAUUUCAGGUUGGUACCACCAAAAAAAAAAAAAAGAAAAAAGAAAAGAAAAAGAAAAAACAAACAAAGAAACAAAAAAACCCCACAUUUGGCUAAGGUAUCAGGAUACAGUUAUUUUAGAAACACUUUCAAACACUUUCUAGAUGUUUUACUCAAAAAGAAAGUGUCACUUAGUUUCAGAGAGGCUCAGAGAAGGAAAAGGUUGCAUCUUGAAGAUCUAUUUCAAAUGUUUCUGCUCUAUGGAAAAGGAUUCAUUUUAUUCAACCAUCUCAGUCCUUCUGACAGACUGGAAUGGGAGAAAAUACCAAGCACUUGCUUCACUCUACUCCACGUUCUUGAUUUUUGCCAGCCAUCAGACAAGGGUGCUCAAAAUAACCAAGUAAGCAUGUGUAUGUUCUUUAUUUGUGAUUAAAAAUACAGUUGCUUGGUUUUGACUGCUUAAGUUUACCCAGGGAACAAGAAGACCUGAACACCAUGUCACAUGUGGAGAAACUGCUACUAAGGCAAAAUGUUUCACAUUUUAUACGUUGUUCAUAGCAAAAAUUACAGAAGUCCAAGAGCUGGUAAUUCAUACAGCAGUAAUGUACACUGCCUGAGAACAAAUUUAGACAUCUACAUACAUCAGAUCUUGACCACUAUCAAGACAGAUGUGUCAACCAGCAGAUUGAUAUCACCAGCUGCUUUUGAUGUCAGAAUUUGAUCACUUUUCCUUUGCCAUCUAAAACCUGAAUAUAUUCAUCCACCCUACGGCUCACCUAGCAAAAGCACACAGAAAUUGAAGUAACAAAAAUCACAACUACUCAGCGGAACUGCUCUCCUUUGAAGGAUGCCUACACACCUCAGUGUAAGUGCUGAGCAAUGGUUGGAGACAGAUGGAGGCAGGGAACAGGCAGGAAGGCUGAAGUCAGAGCCUAGCCUUCACUCAGAGGAACCAUUUCUAUACUGCCAGUUGUAUGUUGAGGGCAGCAGGCAUUUCUGUGCUUAAGCACUGACAGGAAGAUUGGGCCACCUGUGUGUUAUGCUUUCCUCCUUUUUAAAAGUGUUUUUUUUUUUUUUUUUUUAAUGCCAUGUUGGACAACAGUUGCUUAAUUUCUUUAAUGAGGGUAGCAGAAUAAUUUCAGCAAGCUAAGAAAAUCACUAAGCCUUAAGCUGGCUCUCUUAAAGGUCUCAUGUUGUUUCUUGGUCACAGUCAGAGUGACCUGUAUUUGUAAUUAGUUACAUUGCACUCUCUGAACCUAUCUGCAGGACUUGUUUGUGCCAUGGGUAAUAUUAGUUGUUGAGGGAGUAUCUCCAAAUAGUAUAUUUUGAAAAUAACUUCAAAUAGGCCUAAUGAAGAUUUGCCUUACAGAUAAAAGCUUUAUAGUGAGCAUUUACUUGGUUUGCACCAAUGUUUUUUCUUAAUUUUUAAUGCAUUUUAUAGCAGUGACUAGAGUUUACCUUGGAUAAGAGUACCUCUAUAUAGGAAAUAUUUUAAUAUUUUUACAAGUUUUUGUUUGUGUUUUUUUUUUUUUAAUUUUAAUAAAACAUAAGUAUAAAUUGUAAGGCAAGAAAUUCAACAUUAGUGUAACAAGGUUAUCACACAGGACCUCUCUCUCCAUUAUAAGGUUUUGUAAUUAAGCAGUCUAGUUUAACAGCACCUUGGUCUUUGAGUAUAAAUGUUAACAUGAGAUAAAAGAAUAAAAAAAACAUUAUCUACAGCUAAUGCACAUUGUAGCACAAUAUUCUCCACUGUUGCCUUACUUUCAUAAGAGAAAUUUAUAUAGUUUUUAAUUUAUAUUCUUAAAACAAAAAAACAAACAAACAAAAAAGGCAACCUUUAGCUGCAUUUUUUGUUAGAAGACAUAACAUUAAACUAAAUGAGUAUCAAAUAGAUCUACUUCCAAAGCAGGAGAUUACAUUGCAGUUUUUAGGAAUAAAUUCUCACAGGACUUCAGAACUUGCCACUCAUAAAAAUAUUCUCCGAAGUGCCCCAGUGACCAAAAGUGUCCUAACAGCCAUAAUGUUUCCAUGUCUGAUUCAGUGCAAUCUGCAGGUCCAUUUCCCCCCCCUGCCCCCACCUUUGUUGUUUAUGGUGGGUUUUUGUUUAUUUUUUUAAAUCUUUGAUUAUCUGGGGGAAAUGGCAUUCUACUUUUUUUUUUUUUUUUAAAGGGAGACACAUGCCCUUGUGUGUAACUACAAAUACCUACAUUUCUUAUAAAUAUGGAUAUGGAUGUGCGUGAUGUGUGCUGGUUAACUGUACUUAAAAUGCUGAUAAAGAUGGUGAAUGUUAAGUAUUUGUCCUCAUUCUUCUGUCUUUCUGUGGUCAGUGUAAAUAAGACCUGUUUUAAGCUGUGCAUUAAUGUAACAGAUUAUUCCAAUAUUGUGUAUAAAAUUAAGUAAAAAAUAUCUGACAAAUAUGCACAUAAAGAAUAUAAAGAAAAGUCUUAUGUACCAAGAAUUUACUUAUGGCAGUCAAUUAAAAGCUGAAAUGAAAA